This is a messenger RNA of Paramuricea clavata, 587 nucleotides long. The record is from the annotation of a GenBank genome assembly. Lineage: Eukaryota; Metazoa; Cnidaria; Anthozoa; Malacalcyonacea; Plexauridae.
AUGGAUGAAACUAUUCCAGAACGAACAGUCAGAAUGCACCCCUCGGGUAAACCCUGGAUGACAAGCUUCAUCAAAACAAAGAUAAAAGCUAGACAUCGUGCCUUCUCUCGUAAUGAUCAUGUGCGAUAUGAACAAUUAUGCUUCACCAUCUCAAGACUUAUAUCCAAGGCUAAAACGUCCUAUUGCAGAUAAAAAGUAAAAGAUCUUCGCACGACAAACUCAUUUAGCUGAGUUGGUUUAAGUCCAUCUUCUCACUUCUAGGAAUUAACAACGGAAACAACCCAUUGGGAAAAACGUCAGAUGAUAAUAUACCAGAACUGGCUGAAAAAUUACAACAGGCAUUUAUAAAACCCUGGGAUAAUUUACCACCCAAUAAUGAAUUAGAUAUUAACCUGAUGGAUCAAUCACUCAGGAACACCACACCUCCGCUGCCAUCUAUUGGACAAGUCAAGAACUGUCUAAAACAUCUAAAGCCCAGGAAAGCAACCAGAGUAGACAAAAUUCCUGUCUGGAUUCUCGAGCAUUUUAGUGAUGAUCAGCCAGUACAAAACAAUGCAAGUACCCAAGCCAAUACAAAUAUGCGCUGA